This is a messenger RNA of Racocetra persica, 348 nucleotides long. The record is from the annotation of a GenBank genome assembly. Lineage: Eukaryota; Fungi; Glomeromycota; Glomeromycetes; Diversisporales; Gigasporaceae.
CUUACUUCUCUUUCAGUUGAUGUGGAUAUUAAACUUUUUCAAAAUCAUUGCUUAGCUCAUAUAAUCAAUCUAAUCAUUCAAAAUGAUAUAAAAAAAAUCAAACACAUUAUUAAUAAAGAUUGUGUUAAAGCACUUCAUACUUCACCAAAGUGUUGUCAAGCUUUUAUUAAUACUUGUAAUUAUAAAGAUAUUAGUGUAAAGAUACCUCUAUUUGAUUGUAUUACAAGGUGGAACUCUAUGUUCCUUAUAUUAGAUUUUGCAAUUAAAGUUAAAAAAGCAUUUUUAAAGCUUAAAGAUAAAGAUCAAUUUUUUUCAGAUUUAUCAUCUGAAAAAAAUGGAGACAAGCAA